AUGGCCAUGUCUGGGCCAGAUUAUCUGGGGACAACCGUCCUGGUUGUUGCCUGGGUGUUUGCUGGCCUCGCCUCGAUUGUUGUUGGUACCAGAUACUACGUUCGUUGGAGGAUCAUAGGAAAAUUUACCAUAGACGACGCCCUCAUCUUCGUUGGUUACGCAUUUGGAAUAGGGAAUUCUAUUUUUUUGACCAUAUCUACUCACUGGGGACUGGGAACCCAUAUGGCAAAGUUGUCGGAAGAAGGGAUCAUGCACUCCGUGAAAUGGGUCUAUCUCUGCGAAUUCUUCUCCAUCAUGUCUCCUGGUAUAGGGCGGAUAGCCUAUGCAUCUUUACUUCUCGGUCUCCUUCCGCCUAUCAAAUGGCGCAGCCGCAUGCUAUGGAGCCUGAUAUGGAUCCAGUUUAUUGUUGAUAUCGCGACGGUGAUCAUCAGCUUCUCCCAAUGCCGGCCUAUAAGCAAGUUCUGGAACAAUAGUAUCCCAGGCAGCUGUUGGCCUCCGAAAGUCCAGCAGAACACCGGUUACUUCCAGGGAGCAGCGGUAUGUUCGGCGGUUGAUCUUGCCCUUGCGGCCUUUCCCGCUAGUAUGUUCUGGAAUUUGAACAUGGAGUGGAAGAAGAAGGUAUCCCUUUCAUGUCUUAUGGGACUAGGUGUUUUCCCCGAUACCAGUGCGAUGAUCGCGUCAAUUAUCAAGACAGUCCAGUUAAGAGCAAUCACUGCAAAGGCUGAUAUCACCUACGCCAUGGCUCAGCUCGCCAUCUGGUGGACACUGGAGGCAUACCUGGUCAUCAUCGCGACCUCGAUACCCACUCUCAGGCCAAUAAUGACGCCUAACAGGGGCGGAACCAGACCAAGAGGCAGCUCGAUCAAGAGAUCUACCAUGAUCCACUCCCAUCAGUCUAGCUACGGACAUAGUAGACAGUUCGAGCGCAUAGAAGACUCCCAGCUUCUGGAGAGUGGCUCUCGGACGAGCAUCCCUUAUGCCGGCGAUGCUUAUAUCAUGGAAGAAGGACGCAGUCUGGACCGCAAUAACCUGGAAAGACUGGAGGGGAUAGAGAAGACAACGACCAUCGGCGUUACUUAUGCUGAUGCCACCAAGUCGGAUCCCCAGCUGCGACUUGGAGCUGAUUUUCGAUGA
Messenger RNA from Trichophyton benhamiae CBS 112371, 1134 nucleotides. RefSeq lists its product as uncharacterized. The coding region runs from base 1 to 1134 and encodes 377 amino acids. The transcript is spliced from 4 exons. NCBI's taxonomy places the organism in Eukaryota, Fungi, Ascomycota, Eurotiomycetes, Onygenales, Arthrodermataceae. The record is from RefSeq and is a predicted model, not a curated record.